AUGGCCAGCGAAGCCAAUCCGCGCCAGGGACGGCCUUCUAUGACCUCGGCGAUGAGGAGCAGCUCUUUCAUCAAGGAACACCAGCAAUAUCGGCCGCCAAGCAAGCCCGAAAACCACUAUGGUAUCGACACGGUUGUCGAGGACCUCCAGGCCAGCAAGAUUUCCUCGCCUCGCCAGAUCUCCCCUUUCAACGGCGUUCCGUCGGCCGAGAACCCACCUACCAUUGUCGAGAGCGGCGUGAGCCACGAGCUCUCGCACCCGAAUUGCACGUCGGCGCCGGGAACCAAAUAUGACAAGCUUGUUGCCACGCUCUUCUACAAGUCCACCUCGCCCCGAGUCUCCAACACGGUCCAUUCACCGGUGAGGGUGCCGUCUCCCACGAGGGGCCAGUCUCCGAAGCCGCAUCCGUCCGACUCCGAGUUCCCUCCGAACAUGUCUCCGAGCAGCAGCAUCGACACUUUCCCCCUAGAGCCUCCCGCCAGCGAGCCUGAGCCGCUCGACCACUUGUAUGGUUCCCACAUCUCCCCCAUGUGCAUCACAUCUUUUUUGCACCUCAUGUCAACCUUCCCCCUCCCCCCUGGAACGGCCGACCUGAAUUCGGCACAUCGGUGCCUCAAGCUUGAUGCUACCCACGACUACCACCCCACCGUAGUCGAGCUCACCAUGUCUCCGGCUCCGUCCCUCGACUAUCUGUCCCUUGAAGACCUGCGCAAACACGAGUUGAUCUACCGAUUCGAGCGCGAAUGGAACACUGACGUGGUGCUUCGGAGCGAUACACUCUGGCGGCGCUACCCGAGGCUAGUGGUCUUCGAUAUGGAUAGCACUCUGAUCACCCAGGAGGUCAUCGAUCUCCUCGCUGCCACGAUCCAGGAUCCCCCCGAUCUCGGUGCACGCGUGGCCGACAUAACCCAUCGUGCUAUGCUCGGCGAGUUGGAGUUUGACGGCGCCUUUCGUGAGCGAGUCAAGCUGCUCAAGGGGCUCCCAGCCAGCAUCUUCACCGAGCUCCGACCUGUCCUGGAUGUCACCAAUGGAGUGGUGCCCCUAUUGCGUGCCUUGAAGAAACUUGGCGUCAAGACGGCAGUGCUGUCCGGAGGCUUUUUGCCCCUAACAAGCUGGCUCUCCGGUGAGCUAGGACUCGACUACUCGCAUGCAAACGAGGUAGUUAUUGACGAAACGACUGGGCGCCUGACUGGCGAGGUGAAAGGACGUAUUGUCGGCAAGGAGCGCAAACGCGAGCUCCUCAUUGAGAUUGCCGAAAAGGAGGGCAUUGCCCUCGAACAGGUAGUUGCUGUUGGCGACGGCGCGAACGACCUGCUCAUGAUGGACGCUGCCGGACUAGGUGUUGCUUGGAACGCCAAGCCAAGAGUACAAAUGGAAGCCGGAGCUAGGCUCAACGGCGACAGCUUACUGGAUCUCCUCUACCUGUUUGGAUUCUCGGAUGAAGAUAUACAGACGCUGAUAGCUUAA
Molecule: messenger RNA, 1467 nt
Organism: Lasiosphaeria miniovina
Lineage: Eukaryota; Fungi; Ascomycota; Sordariomycetes; Sordariales; Lasiosphaeriaceae
Product: HAD-like domain-containing protein
Exons: 1
Coding region: 1-1467 (488 amino acids)
Biological process (GO): L-serine biosynthetic process; dephosphorylation
Cellular component (GO): cytoplasm
Molecular function (GO): L-phosphoserine phosphatase activity; magnesium ion binding
Source: RefSeq, a predicted model, not a curated record